AUGGAUCAAAGUUGCACCAGCUUCCUACAAGGGAACCUCAACCAUUGCGCUGCUGCGCAAGACUUGUUCUUGCAGUCCAUGGUGGAGUUGGGAGUGAAAGUUGCGGUUGUUUCUGAACCAUACUACGUGGCCCAGCGGAGCCACUGGAAGGGAGACACUUUGGGGCUGGUGGCUGUUAUUGUCAGUCCGAUGGGUAUGGCUAUUACCCUUAGAGAAAGGGGGCCUGGGUAUGUCAUGGUUGAUUGGGGACCUUGUACGGUGGUGGGCACUUAUUUCUCCCUAACAAGCCGCUUCGGGAUUUCGAAAGCUUUAUUGGAGACUUAG
Molecule: messenger RNA, 324 nt
Organism: Pieris macdunnoughi
Lineage: Eukaryota; Metazoa; Arthropoda; Insecta; Lepidoptera; Pieridae
Source: the annotation of a GenBank genome assembly